AUGUCCACUUCUCCAGUUUCUUUGAAAGUUAACGCCGCUCUGUUCGAUGUUGAUGGUACUAUCAUCAUCUCUCAACCAGCCAUUGCUGCUUUCUGGAGAGAUUUCGGUAAGGAUAAGCCAUACUUCGAUGCUGAACAUGUUAUCCACAUUUCUCAUGGUUGGAGAACUUACGAUGCCAUCGCCAAGUUUGCUCCAGACUAUGCUGAUGAAGAAUACGUUAACAAGCUAGAAGGUGAAAUUCCAGAGAAGUACGGUGAACAUUCCAUCGAGGUUCCAGGUGCCGUCAAGCUUUGUACAGAUUUGAACAAGUUGCCAAAGGAAAAAUGGGCUGUUGCCACAUCUGGUACUAGAGAUAUGGCUCAAAAAUGGUUCAAGAUCUUGAACAUUGAAAGACCAGAAUACUUCAUUACUGCUAAUGAUGUUAAGCAAGGUAAGCCAUUCCCAGAACCAUACCUAAAGGGUAGAGAAGGUCUAGGUUUCCCAAUCAACAAAGAAGAUCCAUCAAAGUCCAAGGUAGUUGUCUUCGAAGAUGCUCCUGCUGGUAUCGCCGCUGGUAAGGCCGCUGGCUGUAAGAUCAUCGGUAUUGCCACCACUUUUGAUGUUGACUUCUUGAAGGAGAAGGGUUGUGAUAUCAUUGUUAAGAACCACGAAUCUAUCAGAGUUGGUGGUUACAACCCAGAAACCGAUGAAGUCGAAUUCAUUUUCGAUGACUACCUAUACGCCAAGGAUGACUUAUUGGAAUGGUAA
Molecule: messenger RNA, 747 nt
Organism: Nakaseomyces glabratus
Lineage: Eukaryota; Fungi; Ascomycota; Saccharomycetes; Saccharomycetales; Saccharomycetaceae
Product: HAD family hydrolase
Biological process (GO): response to osmotic stress; glycerol biosynthetic process
Molecular function (GO): sn-glycerol 1-phosphatase activity; beta-phosphoglucomutase activity
Source: RefSeq, a predicted model, not a curated record